Molecule: messenger RNA, 2044 nt
Organism: Hyaena hyaena (striped hyena)
Lineage: Eukaryota; Metazoa; Chordata; Mammalia; Carnivora; Hyaenidae
Gene: DPH7
Product: diphthamide biosynthesis 7
Exons: 11
Coding region: 1-1740 (579 amino acids)
Molecular function (GO): protein binding
Source: RefSeq, a predicted model, not a curated record
AUGCGCACCCACGGCAACUGCCGCAGAGGCCCCCUCGCCAUGGGCACCUCGUGGCCCAGAUCUCCUGCGACUCAGGGGGACACCACUGUCCCUCCAGAUGCCCACGUCUUCUGCCAGGGCAAGAUGCGCGCCCUGGCGCGUGGGGCCGCGGAAAAAAAGGACCGGCCCCGCGAGCAUCUCUUCGCCGACGCCGUCUUCGGUCCUGGCCCCUACCUCGCGCUCAGCGUCGACCUCGGGCCCGAUCCCGCUCUCAUCCUGGCCUCGUCGCCCGGCCCUCGCUGCCCGGUCCCCGCAGCCUCGGACGCUACUGCGUCCUUGUCUGACUUCGGGGCGUCCAGAGGUCGCGUGCAGCUGUUGCGCGUGGUGGACACGGAACACACCGCGGACUCGGUGGAGUGGUGCCCGUUGGAGGGCCGCCGGCACUUGCUGGUCUGCGGCACCUACCAGCUGCGGAAGCCGCAGGGCCCGCCCGCGGCCCCUAAGAGCAAGAGUGGACUCGACGCCGACGAGCCUCAAAUCCGUUUAGGUCGUCUCUACUUGUAUAGUUUCAAUGCGGACAGCUCUGCUUGCCCCGUGCUUGAGAUCCAAAGAAGAGAUGCUUCUGCAAUCUUGGACAUGAAAUGGUGCCAUGUCCCGGUGGCCGGCCAUGCCCUCUUGGGUGUGGCAGAUGCUGGUGGGUCCAUAGAACUGCUCCGCUUGGUGGAAUCUGAGACUGCUUACACACUGCAGCCGUCUUCCGGCUUUGCCCUGGAGAAGCAGUGUCUGGCCUUGUCUCUGGAUUGGUCCAUUGGGAAAACUGGAAGGGCCAGUGACCAGCCCUUGAAAAUCAUCAGCAGCGACUCCAAGGGUCAGCUCCACCUGCUGGACGUGAAUGAGCAGGGGCCUGGGCUACAGGAGGUGGCCACGUGGCAAGCCCAUGACUUUGAGGCCUGGAUUUCGGCUUUCAACUACUGGCAGACAGAAAUCGUUUAUUCAGGUGGGGACGAUGGCCUUCUGAAAGGCUGGGACACCAGAGCACCUGGCACAUCUGUGUUCACUAGCAGGAGGCACUCCAUGGGCGUGUGCAGCAUUCACAGCAGUCCCCAUCAGGAGGGCGUCCUGGCCACAGGAAGCUACGACGAGCACAUUCUACUGUGGGACACUCGGAACAUGAAGCAGCCUUUGGCAGACAUGUCCGCGGAGGGCGGAGUGUGGAGGCUCAAGUGGCAUCCUUUCCGCCACCACCUCCUCCUGGCAGCGUGUAUGCACAGUGGCUUUAAGAUCUUCAACUGCCAAAAAGCAACAGAGGAGAAGCAGGAAGCCUGCACAGUCUCUGCAUCCCACACGCUGCCCAACUCGUUGGUGUAUGGAGCCGACUGGUCCUGGCUCGGCGUCCACAGUGUGUCACAGAACCACCAGCCAUCCUGCUCAGGUUCCUUUCCCUGCAGCAACUCAGGAGGCAAAGCAGCACAUCUCUCAAACCUGAAGGCUGUGCACCCGUCACCAGCACACUCUUAUGAUCAUUUAGCAGAGAAUGGUAAAGAAGGUCAUACCAGACUUCAGAAUGGAAGCAAACGGAGGGCUUCUGUCCAGGCACUCACAGAGGACAUGAUUAAGGGUGACAGCCAGCUGCACACUGCAGGGACCAAGGUUUGUGACUGUGACCUCUAUCCGGAAGCAGCGAACUUUGACAUCAACUUCCUAGCUACUUGCUCCUUUUAUGAUCAUAUCCUUCACCUCUGGAAGUGGGAGAACAUCUGAGCUGGAGAAGAGACUGCUUAACUUGAAAUCCGAGACCAUUUCUACAAAUAAAGCCCGCAGUGGGACUUUGUGAGUGAACUGCCAUCAGACCAUCUCAUUGAGAUUUCUAUUGUAGUCUCUAUUUCUAUUGUAGUCUCUACGACCGUACAGGGCUCAGUGUAUCUUAUAGGAUCCACAGUGUAAACAGUCAAAAAAAAAAACACAACUGGCUUCUCUUAAAUAAAUCUUAUCUGGGGGCACCUGGGUGGUUCAGUCGGUUAAGUGUCCAACUUUGGUUCAGGGCAUGAUCUCACAGGUUUGUGAG